Fundulus heteroclitus (mummichog) is the source of this 2875-nucleotide messenger RNA. RefSeq names its product BTB/POZ domain-containing protein KCTD16. The transcript is spliced from 2 exons. Gene Ontology annotation, cellular component: postsynaptic membrane; presynaptic membrane. The record is from RefSeq and is a predicted model, not a curated record. Lineage: Eukaryota; Metazoa; Chordata; Actinopteri; Cyprinodontiformes; Fundulidae. Gene Ontology annotation, biological process: regulation of G protein-coupled receptor signaling pathway; protein homooligomerization. Gene Ontology annotation, molecular function: protein binding. Bases 790 to 2037 code for a protein of 415 amino acids.
CAUCAUCAUAACCCUGAAUCCUGCUCGCCAGCUGCGCUCCGCGCCGCCAGUGGCCACGGCAGAGCCGCACAGAUGCACACCCCAUCUAUCAGCCCUCUUCGUGGCGAUGGACUUCAAGUGACAUUUUCCUUUAAGAUGAUGUAAGACUGUGCUUCACGGGUGGGAUUUUUUUCCCUACCCCCUCCUCCUCCUCCGUGUCACAGUUUGGAGCAACAUUAUCUUAAAUCUUCAGCCGGUUUAGCUGUUUCCGCACUCAGCAAUUUGGAGAGACCGGUGCGCAAAGGAGUCCCGCUUCCUGCCUCCUCCUUCUCCUCCUCCUCCUCCUUCUCCUCCUCCUCCUCCUCCUCCCCGUGAGCGCAUUUCAGCAUCCCAGUAGUCAGGAGCAGAACAAUAGGAUGCUUUCACAAUUUCUCCUCCAGUUUAUCCUGGAUUUAAGAGGACUGAACUAAGAUCCAGAUUAAUGAAACUUUUUCCUAAAUUUGGUUUUCCCUGUUUGGAAGUUCGUUUUUUUUUUCUUCCUUCCUCCCCCCCCCCCUUUGAAGUCACUCCCUCGACCAAAUCGCAGGGGUUGUCUGUAACAUGAUGCUGGUUAUGAUAAUCGAUGCUGCUCUGAGAGGAUGCAAUCGGCUUUACGCACGGGCUUGAAGGAUGGACCGUAUUGUUCUGACAUGAAAACGCUGGCUGCCGGGACUGCGUCUGGAAUCCGGGCUCCGCUUUGGGUCUGAACGCGUCGGCUCCAUGCAGCUGCACCCCACACCCUGAACUUCUGGGACGUUUUGUGCGAGAGACAUGGCACUGAGCGAAAACUGCAAGACGCAGCCAGCGAAAGACCAGGGCUCGGUGCAAACCCCGCCGUCGGACGUGCUUGAGCUGAACGUGGGUGGGCAGGUGUAUUAUACCCGUCAGGCCACCCUGACCAGCUUCCCAAAUUCCCUACUUGGGAAGCUGUUUUCCACCAAAAAAGGGUCUUCAAACGACCUAUCGCGGGAUCUUAGAGGGCGGUAUUUUAUUGACAGGGAUGGGUUUUUGUUCCGGUACGUGUUGGAUUACCUCAGAGACAAGCAGAUUGUCCUCCCCGACCACUUUCCGGAGAGGGGGAGGCUGAAAAGAGAGGCAGAGUAUUUCCAGCUGCCAGAAUUGGCCAAACUUCUGUCGGGCGAGGAGUCCAAACUGUUUCCAGAUGACAGCGACUGGGACGACGAGCCGGGCGGCGACCAGAGGCUGUACCCGUCCUACUCCCUGGACAGGAGGUACGGCUACAUCACCGUCGCCUUCAGAGGCAGGGAGAGCCACGCCGACCCCAAGGCCAAAAAGUUACCCAGGAUCCUCAUCAGCGGCAGGAUUGGACUGGCCAAGGAGGUGUUUGGAGACGCCCUGAACGAGAACAGGGACCUGGACAGGCCGCCGGACCGGUACACCUGCAGGUUUUACCUCAGGUUCAAGCAUCUGGAGAGGGCUUUUGACAUGCUGUCAGAGAGCGGCUUUCACAUUGCGGCCUGCAACACCUCCCUGACCGCGUCCUCCGCGGGUCAUUACGCGGACGACAGGGUCUGGUCCAACUACACGCAGUACAUCUUCUACCGUGGGCCCUCCCGGUGGUCGUCCUCUCACUGUGACUGCUGCUGCAAGAGCCACAAAAGUGAGCACGAGGGCGAGAGCGGUACCUCCUUCAACGACCUCUCCACGUCCUGCUCCGAGACCCAGUCAGAGGCCAGCUCCCCCCAGGGGACCGUGAUCCGUGGGCCGGUGAGCCGCCAGUCCAAAAUCCAAACGCUGGACCGGCCCGUGCCCAAAGGCCCGGCCCUCAUGCUGCAGCAGCAGGCGGAGAUGCGGCGCAAGACGGACAUGCUCCGUGUGAGGACCUUCGGGAUGCGGGAGCGAGACGCCGCCAAGAGGAAAGCACACAAGGAGAAGAUGACUCCGGAGCAGGAGCUGGAGAAAUGCAUUCAGGACUUCCGGCGCAUUCGGAUUCCUGAUCGCUUCCCAGAGAGGAAGUACAUGUGGCAAUCUGAGCUCUUAAGAAAGUACAGACUCUAAAAAAAAAAAGAAAAAAACAAAGAGGGAGAAGAGGAGAGGUAAAGACAGAGCGAUGUGGUGCUAUAGGGUCAUGUCACCGCCGAUAAAGAGUAUUAAAAUUCAUAGUCAAUACACUGCACACUCUAAGGCACAUACUGUACCAGAGAAUAAGACUAUCCUAUCAGGAUGGAUUGCUAAAAGCACACAAAAAUACAAAAGCGGUGUGAGUUAUUUAUCUGUAACCUUUGCACAGUGUUGUGUAGGAAUAUGCACAUGUGUAACUCAGACUGAAGCCUCCUGCUCUCUCCGUAGAGAAGAGAAGAGAAGAGAAGAGAAGAGAAAGCUAUACUCCAGGUCAUAACGCCACUGACAACAAAGCGACCUCAGGGGAAACAUCGUUUCAGUUCACCUACCCACCACCACGUUCUGCAUGUGCAGUCGGCCACGAUGGCUGCUUUUUUCGAGCGGAUGUACCCAGAUGGUGCUGUGAGCUGGCAACAGAUUAUCACUAGACUUCACCGAUAACACACACACACACACACACACACACAUUGAGUAUGCUUCAGUAUCAGCACUGCAUGUCAUCUCACCCUUAGCAUAAUUAUGCAAUAGCAAACAAAAUCUAAAAUCAUACUUUGAUGGGUGAAAAAGGGUGUUGGUGGGUGAGAGUGAUGUACCGAGGGAAGCACUGCCUUGAUCUGUUUGUACUAUUUAUUUAUUUUUUUGUCUGAUGUUGUCAUUACUUGUUGGUGAGAAGAUUCUGUGUCGGUAGAGAAAAUGGCAACGGCUAUUGACGGGUUUGCUGAUUGUAAAUGUGCUAAAUGACUAAAUAAAUGGGUUAUAAUUCUAUCUAAAGAGC